UGCUUCCUUUUUCCAUCAGAUGGCUGCCAUGUUAGAUAUACGUGCACGAGCAUGCAUCCGCAUUUUCUGCACAUAUGUAUCCCAUGUAUUUAUAAAUAUCAAUGUCUUUUGGUGAUUUUGCACUUCACUUUGGACACUGAUACUAUGGCUAGUAAAGCUUUCAAUGGAGGGAGACAGUUGCAUGUAGUGAUGUUUCCUUGGCUUGCCUUUGGGCAUAUGAUUCCCUUUCUUGAACUCUCAAAAUUCAUAGCUGGGAAAGGCCACAAAAUCACCUUCAUUUCUACCCCAAGAAACAUUGACCGCCUCCCAAAACUUCCUCCCGAUUUGGUUUCUUCCAUAGCUUUCGCGAAAAUCCCACUGCCAAAGCUUGAAGGGCUCCCAGAAAACGCCGAGGCCACCAUGGAUGUCCUGCCCGAGGAAGUUGAGCAUCUCAAGAAGGCGUAUGAUGGGAUGGAGGAUGACCUGACACAGUUUCUUGAGAACUCCGAUCCUGAUAUCAUCAUAUAUGAUUUUGCUCCACACUGGUUGCCGGCAAUUGCAACCAGGCUCAGAAUUUCACGCUUCUUUUUCUGCAUAUUCAACGCCUGGUUCUUUGCUUUUCUUGGAAAUACAAAGGCCAUGAUCAACGGAUUAGACGAUCGGACCAGACUCGAGAAUUUCUUGGCUCCACCAGAGUGGGUAACAUUUGAGACUAAGGUGGCUUACAGACUCUAUGAGGCGGACCUUAUUUUGUGCGCAGCUGUAACGAACGCUUCGGGCUUUUCAGAUUUCUAUCGGGCUGGAAAGGUAAUUGCCGGAUGCAAUGCCAUGAUUAUAAGACACUGCAAUGAGUUCGAGUCCAAAUGGUUGAAGGUGCUGGAAGAGCUUCACCAGAUAGAGGUGAUCCCACUUGGACUAAUGCCACCACAUGUUCAAGACACCAGUGACAGUUCAAAUGAAGCAUGGGUUUCUAUCACGAACUGGCUUUGCAGCCAAAUCAAAGAGUCUGUGGUGUAUGUUGCACUUGGAAGCGAAGUGGUUUUGAGUAGAGACCAAAUAAGUGAAUUGGCUCACGGGCUAGAACUUUCUGGGUUGCCUUUUCUCUGGGCAUUCAGAAAGCCCGCCGGGUCUCGGGAGGCUGAUUUUGAGCUGCCGGACGGGUUUGAGGGAAGAAUCAAGGGUCGAGGAGUUGUGUUGAAGAAUUGGGCACCUCAGUUAAAAAUUCUCGGCCAUGAGGCAGUGGGUGCCUUCUUGACUCACUGCGGCUGGAGUUCUAUAGUAGAGGGUCUAACAUUCGGCCACCCCCUUAUCAUGCUGCCGUUUGUGAUAGAUCAAGGGUUGAAUGCCCGAGUUCUGGCUGAAAGACAGGUGGGCGUAGAAAUACCUAGAAAUGAGCAAGAUGGGUCAUACACAAGAAAUGCAGUGGCUCAGUCUCUGAGAAGGGUGAUGGUCGAAGUUGAGGGGCAGAAGCUUAGAGACACGGCUAAAGCAAUGAGCAUACUGUUUGGAGACAGAGAACUACAUGACCGAUAUCUACACAAUUUCGUUGAGUAUCUAGAGAAACUUGAAGACAAACCAUGACGCAGAAUUGAUCGCAAUGAAUGUAGUGGUUAUGUUAUCCAAGGAAACUGGGACCAGAAAUAAAGGUAAAGUUUGAAAGUGGAGGUUGAGAGCAGCAGAGCUCCAACUCUAUGCAAUAAUUUGGAAGAUGAAAACUGAUAUGAUAUCAACACCCUUCAUUGCAGUGUUCUACUGAGAAUGGAAGAUAUGGUCAAGAACAUAUAAAACUUACUUUCCGAUUUCCUAUUUAA
This is a messenger RNA of Sesamum indicum (sesame), 1790 nucleotides long. NCBI's taxonomy places the organism in Eukaryota, Viridiplantae, Streptophyta, Magnoliopsida, Lamiales, Pedaliaceae. The record is from RefSeq and is a predicted model, not a curated record.